AUGGCAAUUUCAAAGCUUAUUUUGCUUUGCGUUUUAGCCUUCAUUUCUCUUGACGAGGCUAAUGCACAAAGGCUCAAAGCCAAUUUCUACUCCAAUACAUGCCCUAAGCUAGAAAGCAUCGUUAAUCAGACAACUGCGAGGUUCAUUUCUCGUGCACCGUCGCUUGCGCCUGCGCUCUUGAGAAUGCACUUUCACGACUGCUUUGUCGAGGGGUGUGAUGGAUCCAUACUAUUGAACUCAACUUCGAACAACACAGCAGAAAGGGAUGCUUUUCCGAACCUUAGCCUUCGAGGGUUCCAAGUAGUCGAUGCAGUGAAAGCGGACGUGGAAAAACAUUGCCCUCUAACAGUUUCUUGUGCUGAUAUUUUGGCUCUAGUCGCUAGAGAUGCAGUUUCACAAAUUAAGGGACCAUUUUGGUCAGUUCCCUUGGGUCGAAGAGAUGGAAAUGUGUCGACUUCUAAUGGGGCUUUUGCUAAUUUACCACCUCCAAAUUUCAAUAUUACUCAAUUGAUUGCUUCAUUUGCUUCAAAGGGUUUGAAUGUGAAGGAUCUUGUUGUUUUAUCAGGAGGGCACACAAUCGGAAUCUCCCAUUGCUCGAGCAUCGCCGGCCGUAUAUACAAUUUCACGGGAAGAAACGACGCGGACCCUAGCAUGGACCCAAACUACGUGGCCGCUUUGAAAAGGAGAUGCCCCACCGGAGACCAGACGUCCAUUAUCCAAAUGGACCCCGGGAGCUCCCACGAGUUCGACAUCGAUUAUUUCACGAUAGUGAAGAAUAGGAGAGGGCUUUUCGAGACCGAUGCAGCUCUACUAAACAACAAUGAGACAAAUGCAUAUUUGCAACAACAUUCUACCUCAGCAGGGAGUUCAAGUUUCUUCAAGGAUUUUGCUGAAUCAAUGGUGAAGAUGGGGAAAAUUGGUGUUUUGACUGGCAAUGCUGGCCACAUUAGGAGGAUUUGCUCUGCUAUUAAUUGA
This is a messenger RNA of Salvia splendens (bonfire salvia), 975 nucleotides long. RefSeq names its product peroxidase 27-like. Gene Ontology annotation, molecular function: peroxidase activity; heme binding. Gene Ontology annotation, biological process: hydrogen peroxide catabolic process; response to oxidative stress. Lineage: Eukaryota; Viridiplantae; Streptophyta; Magnoliopsida; Lamiales; Lamiaceae. The transcript has 4 exons. The coding region runs from base 1 to 975 and encodes 324 amino acids. The record is from RefSeq and is a predicted model, not a curated record.